AUGUAUAUUAGGAUUUUUGAACACAUUCGUCACUACCCCGCUUUUAUCAUCAGAUGAUAUAUUUUUGAAAAUGUGUGAAUUGUUUUGAAUUGGAGAUAUUUCCUGCGGACUAGGACUUUUAUAUAAAAAUGGGUGACAUGGUUGUAAUUUGUAGGUCAUCUGAUGGAUUACCAUUAGUAGAGGUAUGGGAUGAAGGAUACGCGAAUGCAUCCCUAAAUGAAAAGAUAUCCAAAAAUGAUUUACAAACUAUAAAGAUGAAUGCUCGUAUAAUAUGUCGUAAAUUACCAGUCAACGAGUCGAAAUGUUCAAUAUUAGAGGCAAAUAUGUCAUAUCAUUAUAUCAUAGAAGAUGGUAUUUGCUACAUGAGUAUAACUCAAUCGAGCUUCCCAAAGAAGCAGGUUUUUGUUUUUUUGGCAGAAUUAUGCCAGGCCUUUACAACAGAAAUUAAAAAACAACCGGGUGUAAGCUCUCAAAGCAUCUCAGCAUAUAUCGCUAAUGUCGAGAAACCUUACUAUUUCAUGGCUUUUGAUCGGACGAUAUACAAAUUAAGGAGUACUCUCAGCGAUCCAAAGUCGAACAAGUCUCUCAAUAUGAUAAAUAGCAGUUUGACAGAAGUUACAAACAUCAUGAAGAAGAAUAUAGACGAGAUUUUAAAUCGGGGAGAGAAUCUGGAAGACAUUGGACGCAUGGCGGAUGGGUUAAGAACUCAGACCCAAAAGUUCAAGCUUUCGUCAAGAAAGUUGAAUAGGGAUUACCUGUUACGAAAGUACUCUUCAAUAUCGGUUGGAAUCUUUUUCAUUUUUGUACUCCUUUAUGUCUACUUCAAGCGUGGAGCACUAACCAAAUAAUUUAUAGUAUAGAAUGUAUA
Molecule: messenger RNA, 868 nt
Organism: Theileria equi strain WA
Lineage: Eukaryota; Apicomplexa; Aconoidasida; Piroplasmida; Theileriidae
Product: vesicle transport protein, putative
Exons: 3
Coding region: 129-848 (239 amino acids)
Biological process (GO): retrograde vesicle-mediated transport, Golgi to endoplasmic reticulum; endoplasmic reticulum to Golgi vesicle-mediated transport; vesicle fusion with Golgi apparatus
Cellular component (GO): Golgi membrane; endoplasmic reticulum membrane; ER to Golgi transport vesicle membrane
Molecular function (GO): SNAP receptor activity
Source: RefSeq, a predicted model, not a curated record